Molecule: messenger RNA, 4113 nt
Organism: Leptonychotes weddellii (Weddell seal)
Lineage: Eukaryota; Metazoa; Chordata; Mammalia; Carnivora; Phocidae
Gene: TUBE1
Product: tubulin epsilon 1
Biological process (GO): microtubule-based process
Cellular component (GO): microtubule
Molecular function (GO): GTP binding
Source: RefSeq, a predicted model, not a curated record
UUGUGUGUGUUUUAAAAAUAACUAUACUUCUGUAACAGAAUAAACUUUUAACUUCUAAAAUUUAAAAAAAGUAUUUACUAAGCCACAUUUUAAUAUAAAUAUAAUUAGGCAGACAUUUUAUAUCUUCCUGGAACUUUAGGGGGAAAAUUUUGUGCUUAAAGUAAAAACACUGUAUCUUUAGCAUUUUUUUAUAAAUGUUUCAGGGGAAAUACACAUCUGGGUAAAUGAUAACAAAAGGAGCUUUCUUAAUUCUAAGCUUCAAACACGUACUAAUGCAGGUUAAUUUUUCAUUUGAAGAUAAUGGAACAUUUCUUUGCAUCAGUUACUAUUCCCAGUACAAAGCACGGAUCCAGCCACGUUAUAGUGAAUACUAUAACCAUGUAAGACCUCUUGAACAAAAAUGCUUUGAGUCAGUAGCCCAUAUUUAGUCAUAAUCUCAUUCCAACAACACUUCCACGAUUGUUUCUCUACAACAAACUGCUUUUUCCAGUUGUUGAUCAAUUAAUUUAACAGAAAAGCAGUUUGUAUGGAAGGAAUUGAGACAAUAAGGAUCAGACCUGGAAUUGUGCCUGGAAGAGUGAAAAGCAAUCAUUUUGUGGUAUCUCGGAACUGUCUCCUUGUAUCUGUAAUCUCUGAUGUCCUUGGAAAACAAAAUUUAGUGGCAGAGACCAUGUGCUUGUAGGCUGUUCGGAUGAUUAACAGUUGGUAUCCUGCAUGCUAUGGAGAGUGCUAACAUCCCAAUCCAAAUCUUACAGAAGAAGUAACAUUGACAUUUCCCAGAGCACUCCCAAUUUGAGCUCUUUCCCAGGACCCUAUCAGUGAGCAAGGUAGGAGAUGGAGGAAAUACCUUUGGGAAAGAAUAAAUCAGUGUGUGUCUGUCACCUUUGACUUGUCCUAGGAAGGUACUCUUCCAUUUCUCCUUAAGAGUCUUGGUAUUAUGUGGUUGUGAUCACUGAAGAGUCUAGGCUUCACAAGAUAACUUGGUGGUUAGGCCCUUCCACUGUGUCCAGUAUUCUAGGUUAAUGGGCAAAUACUCAGAAUUUUGUAAAUCCUAUAUUACAAUUAAGGGAGAGCUCAAAGACCAGAAAGCUAUCACCAGGUUGCUCUGGCAGAAAACAAUAAACAUCAAAUCCUAGAAUAGUUGUCACUCCAGACCUUGGUUGGCUGCAUGAGGAACCCAGAAUAAUUCCUCCUCAGUUAAUUUCCAGAUGAAAAACAAAUCAAAGGCUUGAUGUGACUAGAAUUGAAAUUCUAUACCAUGUCAGCGUUUUUAAUGCUCAGUGACGAUGAGAGGGAUGAUUCUCUCAAAACUGACUCCAAGAGGUGCUUGAAUGUCAGUUUGUAUUCUGCCUGUUCCUUCCUUUGCCAGACUGCAAGGUAGCUGAGGGUAAUCUUCCACAAAUUCUCUUAAAUAAGUCUGUUUUGGAACAAAGCCAUUAUAAGCUAAUUUUUUUUUCUUUUUGUAAUCUUACACAACUUGUAAUAUACUACAAUUUGCCCACACAGUGAAGUCUCUCUUAUGGUUGAUUAGAUGUUAAAGUCAACAUCUAGGUAACACUUGCAUAUUAUCAUAAAAUAUCCUAGAAAAACCCUAAAUUGCCAGUAAAUAACCCUAUAUAGUCCAGUAUACAUAAAGUGUAUGUAUACUGCUUGCUGUAUAUAAGAGAGCACAUUUGUAAUACAUAAUUUUAUAGUCUUUCUAAUAUACUACUGUGAUAUACUAUUGUACAGUUAGAAAUAGAAUAUUUCUAAUAUACUGGGUAAGACUACUUCAAUUGCUUGCUUAUAGUAGCAUAGUUAACUACACAAACAAACAAACAAAAAACAACAAGAGCAUAGAGUUUGGUGGUUAAGACUGAAGAUUCUGCAGCCAGACUAACCAGGUUUGAAUCUCCGCUCCAUCGUGUACUAGCUGGGUGAUCACAGCUAAGUGAUUUAGCUUUCCUAGGCCUCAGUUUUCUCAAGUGUAAAGCGGGGGUAAUUAUAGUACCUAUGCACCAGGUUGUGAGGAUCAAAUGGGGUAAUACAUACAAAGCACUUAGAAUACUGUAAGUGCUUCAAGUCACAGGGUCACAAGAACUAAAAAAGCCUGCAAACCAAGCACUUUCUCUGUGACCCUGAAUCAAAGAGUUAAUAGCUUUGUAGGGUACUCUGUUAUUUCAGAAUUUUUUUCAGCUUUUUUAACUAUUUAUUUUACCUUUUCACUUACCUUCCUCAGUGUAGAAAACAUGGGAAGUACAAAACAGUGAGGGUAGGGGUUUUAUAAUCCUACUGCCAAGCUAUCCUUGCCUACAUUUUGCUGUGUUUCCCUUCAAUCUUUUCUAUUUUUCUUUCCAUACUUAAUUUUAUGUUUUAUAUUCUCAUUUUCUUCUUGGUAAUAAAGGUUAUCUCCCAUGUCAAUAAUGUUUGCGGUAAUGAAUUAGAUUUUCUUGGGUGUAGAGACCCAUUGUCAUCUUUGACUUCUAUCCAGGGCCUUGGUUUGCACCUGAUAGUAAGUUUACUGAUUUGAACUGGACAGUUUUGGGCUGCAAUUCAUGAAGAGCAGCAUGGUUGUUCCUGGCUAUCUUGAUUGACAUGGAGGAAGGGGUAGUAAAUGAAAUUCUGCAGGGACCAUUGAGAGAUGUGUUUGAUAGCAAGCAGCUCAUCACUGAUAUUUCUGGCUCAGGCAAUAAUUGGGCUGUGGGGUACAAAGUUUUUGGCAGUCUUUAUCAAGAACAGAUUUUAGAGAAACUCAGAAAGUCGGCAGAGCACUGUGAUUGUUUGCAGUGUUUUUUUAUAAUACAUUCCAUGGGAGGAGGAACAGGAUCUGGACUUGGCACAUUUCUUUUAAAGUUGCUUGAGGAUGAAUUCCCAGAAGUAUACAGAUUCGUGACAUCAGUUUAUCCUUCUGGUGAGGAUGAUGUCAUAACCUCACCUUACAAUAGCAUCUUGGCAAUGAAGGAACUUAAUGAGCAUGCAGACUGUGUGUUGCCCAUUGACAACCAAUCUUUAUUUGACAUCAUUAGCAAAAUUGACCUCAUGGUGAAUUCUGGAAAGUUGGGCACAACUAUAAAGCCAAAGAGUCUGGUUACUUCAAGUGCUGAGGCUGUCAAAAAGUGGCACCAGAGGCCCUUUGAUGCAAUGAACAACAUUGUGGCCAAUUUGCUGCUGAACCUAACAAGCUCUGCAAGGUUUGAAGGGUCCCUUAAUAUGGACCUUAAUGAAAUCAGCAUGAAUUUAGUUCCUUUUCCUCAACUGCAUUAUCUUGUGUCAAGCCUAACACCUCUAUAUACACUGGCAGAUGUUAACAUUCCUACCCGAAGGUUGGAUCAGAUGUUUUCAGAUGCCUUUAGUAAAGAUCACCAGCUAAUUCGGGCUGACCCCAAACAUAGUCUCUACCUCGCCUGUGCCCUUAUGGUUAGAGGAAAUGUACAGGUUUCAGAUCUUCGCAGAAAUAUUGAAAGAUUAAAACCUUCUCUACAGUUUGUCUCCUGGAAUCAAGAAGGCUGGAAAACCAGCCUGUGUUCAGUCCCUCCUGUGGGCCAUUCCCAUUCAUUAUUAGCUCUAGCAAAUAACACAUGCGUGAAGCCUACCUUCAUGGAACUGAAAGAGAGAUUCAUGAGGCUCUACAAGAAAAAGGCUCAUCUUCAUCACUAUCUACAAAUUGAAGGGAUGGAAGAAAGCGGUUUCAUGGAAGCUGUGUCAUCUUUAUCAGGGCUCAUAGAGGAAUACAACCAACUGGAUGCCACGAAAAGCAUGCCUGUGGAAGAUUUUCCUAGACUAAGCAUAGCUGUGUAAAAAAGAAACCCCAAGAUACAACUUUUACUUUUCUUAAUUUUACACUGGAAUUUGUCACCUUUUCUUUGUUUCAGAAUUUUUGUGAUUCAGAAAACCCAGUUUGCACUUUUCCUAUUAGAAAGCAUUUUUGUCUUUAAAAAAAAAAAAAAAGUGAUUUUCAUUUCAUCACAAUUUGUGGGUGAUACCAGUCUGUGAAAUUAGUGAAGUCCUACUACCUUAACUUCAAACAUUUGUCUUCAGGAAAAUAGUUCAAUACUUUUACUUACAGUCUCAUAUUUAGGCAUUAAUACAAUGAUAACCAUGUCUUCAAUAAAAAUCUUAUAAGGUAUAUUUUUA